Etheostoma spectabile (orangethroat darter) is the source of this 1564-nucleotide messenger RNA. RefSeq names its product rac GTPase-activating protein 1. The transcript is spliced from 12 exons. Gene Ontology annotation, molecular function: GTPase activator activity. The record is from RefSeq and is a predicted model, not a curated record. Gene Ontology annotation, cellular component: cleavage furrow; centralspindlin complex; spindle midzone. The coding region runs from base 79 to 1473 and encodes 464 amino acids. Gene Ontology annotation, biological process: Rho protein signal transduction; mitotic spindle midzone assembly; mitotic cytokinesis. NCBI's taxonomy places the organism in Eukaryota, Metazoa, Chordata, Actinopteri, Perciformes, Percidae.
UAGUCUGAGUGGUUCAGGAUCUGGACACGACGUUACUGAAAACUCUGAGAUCCCGGUCGAGAGAAGAGGCGGUCGUCGAUGGGUCCGGUGGGCGGAGCCUCGCUGUUGAAGCGAGGGAGGAGCGGGGGGGGCUCUGCUGAGGUGCUGGACCAGCAGAGCAGUAAGACUGCCCUGGACCAGGAGGUGGGGUCCAUCGUGAAGGCCUCGGUGGCUCCAGACUCCGGUGGGCAGAUCCUGGUGGUGGGGGGCAUCACCCAGGAGACCCCCACGCCCCCCUUCAAGACCAUCACCCAGGAGACCCCCACCCCCCCCAUCAAGACCAUCACCCAGGAGACCUCCACCCCCCCCGUCAGGACCAUCACCCAGGAGUGCGCUGUGUCUCUGGAAGCAGACCAGACGUCGGUGUGGCUUCCUGGAGAUGAGACGGUGCUUCAGCCAGAAACCGAAACCGCCGUCAGACCAGCUGAGAAGACCCUGAAACACGUCUUCCUCUCUAAAACUGUGAUCCGGCCGGAGACGUGCUUGCCGUGCGGGAAGAGGAUUCGCUUCGGGAAGAUGGCGCUGAAGUGCAGGAACUGUCGUUCAGUCGCUCAUCCAGAGUGCCGUCAGAAUCUCGUCGCUGGCUGCUCGGGGACGUCGAUGACGGGAAGUUCAGCCCAACAGGACUCGUUGGAGGGAUUUGCACCAGCGACCCAUCCCAGAGUCCCGCGGCUGAUCGUGGAGUGUGUGGCUGAGAUCGAGAGGAGGGGGCUGGAGGAGAGGGGGCUGUACCGGGUUCCCGGGGGCGAGCGGCUGGUGAAGGAGCUCCGGGACCGGUUCCUCCAGGGGAAGACCCCUCUCCUGCUCGGGAAGGUCCAGGACGUCCACGUGCUUUGUGGUCUGCUCAAAGACUUCCUGAGGAGACUGAAGGAGCCGCUGCUCACCUUCAGACUGCACCGCACCUUCAUGGACGCCUCAGAGCUGUCUGACGAAGACAACAGCACGGCCAUCAUGUACCAGGCCAUCGCAGAGCUGCCCAAGGCCAACAGGGAGACCCUGGCAUUCCUGAUGCUCCACCUGUACAAGGUGACGGCCAGUCCUCGGUGUCAGAUGGACCAGAACAACCUAGCCCGGGUGUUCGGCCCGACCAUUGUAGGACACGGCAUGGCUGAGCCGUCUCCGACCACCAUCAUGAGGGACACCAACACACAGCCCAAGGUGAUCUGCCGCUUGUUGUCCCUCCCUCAAGCUUUCUGGAGACGUGUCCUCUCCGUCCACAAUGAUCACAUCUCGUCCUCCAACACGGAGACAUACAGCAGCCAGGACCAGAGACGCGGUCAGCUGUUCAAGCCGCUGACGUCUCCUGAGAUGAACAGCUACAACAAAACUCACGUCAGAGGGUCGGUGAGACAGAGCCGUAACCAUAGCAACGCUUUCACCACCACCACAGGACGAACAGAACAAGGCAGGAAGUUCUUCACUUCACCCAGCUGAUCAGUGUGUGUGUGUGUGUGUGUGUGUGUGUGUGUGUGUGUGUGUGUGUGUGUGUGUGUGUGUGUGUGUGUGUGUGUGUGUGUGUGGUGUU